Molecule: messenger RNA, 1887 nt
Organism: Trichoderma citrinoviride
Lineage: Eukaryota; Fungi; Ascomycota; Sordariomycetes; Hypocreales; Hypocreaceae
Exons: 3
Coding region: 1-1887 (628 amino acids)
Biological process (GO): ergosterol metabolic process
Cellular component (GO): endoplasmic reticulum membrane
Molecular function (GO): ergosterol O-acyltransferase activity
Source: RefSeq, a predicted model, not a curated record
AUGACCUCGACUGGCGCCCUGGCCAAUGGCCACAGCCUCCUCGACAACCACGGCUACGACCAUGUCCUGCGCCCGCGACACGCCCAGGCGCUGCGCACAGCUUCGGACCUCGACCAGCACCUCAUGCCGGGCGACAAUGGCCUGGGGAGUGCGACAACAAGCGGCCGCUCGACGCCCGUCUCCGACAACGCCCCCCCCUCGACAAAGUCGCUGUCGUCGGCGCGCAAGCAGGUCCGCGCCGAGCAGCGCCGCCGCCGCAUCUUCCCGACCAUCGAGUUCGCCUCGCGCGUGUCGCACUUUGACCCGGAGAGCGACUACCGCGACUUCCACGGCUUCUUCAACCUCUUCUGGAUCGGCCUCGCCAUCAUGGGCAUCACCACCAUGCUGCGCAACAUGAAGGACACGGGCUACCCGAUGCGCGUCCAGAUCUGGGCCCUCUUCGCCGACAAGCUGUGGCACCUCGCCAUUGCCGACUUCCUCAUGGUCGCCUCCACCGCCGUCAGCCUGCCGCUGCACCGCUGGGCGCGCAGCAGCCCCAUGGGCGGCGUCUGGGGCUGGAGCAGAGGAGGGAUGGCCCUGCAGAGCGUCUACCAGGUCCUGUGGCUGGCCGUCUGGAUCGUCGUGCCCUUCUGGCUCGACUGGAGCUGGACCGCGCAGGUGUGUUUGUUGCUGCACACCAUGGUGCUGCUCAUGAAGAUGCACUCGUACGCCUUUUACAACGGCCACCUGUCCGAGACGGAGAAGCGGCUGCGCAGCCUGGACGAGCCCAAUCCCUCGAGGGCCGACCGCCGGCCCGUCUACCUCUACCCGAGCGCCGACCACCGCAAGGGCAGCAUCUCGGGCGUCUCCCUGCCGCGGCCGCUGGAGCUCAAGGAGGAGGACGGCAGCGACGCCGUCGUCAAGCCGAAGAAGGCGAGGAAGCAGGGCGGCAGCAUCGACAAGGGCGUCAACGGCCUCUCCCUCAACGGCAACGGCAACGGCAACGGCCACGCCUCGCACGAGCAGGAACCCUCGCAUGAGCACGAGGCAGCAGACGCAGAGCCCACCAGCGCCGACGAAAUCGACACCCUGCGCGACGACCUCGCCCGCGAGCUCACCAGCCCCAUGGGCAACGUCACCUACCCGCGCAACCUCACCUGGGCCAACUACCUCGACUAUCUGUGCUGCCCGACGCUCUGCUACGAGCUCGAGUACCCGCGCACGCCCGCCAUCAACUGGACCGCCCUCGUGUCCAAGAUCAUCGCCACCUUUGGCUGCAUCUUUCUCCUGACCGUCAUCUCCGAAGAAUACAUCUUCCCCGUCCUCGUCGACGCCUCGCGCCGCCUCGAGCUCGUCGCCUCCGCCUCCGCCGCCUCCUCCUCCUCUUCGUCAUCCUCCUCCUCCGUCGUCCUCGAAUCGUGCCUCAUCCUCGCCGAGACAAUCUCCUGGCUCCUCUUCCCCUUCAUGCUCACCUUCCUCCUCGUCUUCCUCGUCAUCUUCGAAUACGUCCUUGGCGCCUUUGCCGAAAUCACCCGCUUCGCCGACCGCCACUUCUACGCCGACUGGUGGAACAGCACCGACUGGAUGGAGUUUUCGCGCGAGUGGAACGUCCCCGUCUACUCCUUCCUGCGCCGCCACGUCUACUCCGCCUCGCGCCCGCACACCGGCAAGGCCUUUGCCACCUUCAUCACCUUCCUCAUCUCCGCCGUCGGCCACGAGAUCGUCAUGGCCUGCAUCACCAAGAAGAUCCGCGGCUACGGCUUCGUCUGCCAGAUGAUGCAGCUGCCCAUCGUCAUGAUGCAGCGCACCAGGUGGGUGAGGGGCAGGAAGACGCUCAACAACGUCUGUUUCUGGUGUUCCAUGAUUUUGGGGCUUUCUUUGAUAUGCGCACUCUACGUCCUCGUAUAG